AGAGAGAACAAACUGAAAAUCAAUGGCCACUGCACUUUCUCUCUCACUAAAACCAACCUCACCACCACCUCUCUUCUUCCCCUCCACAACCACCCUCUACCCCCCAACCCUCACCUCAAUCACAACCCCCAAAACCCAUCACCACCCUCACUUCCAUAACCAAAGAUUGAUUCCCAAAAUACCCUUCUCAUCAUACAGAAAUAACAGGACCCCACCAGAGACAGAGUGUCCUGUCCCACUCGAUCAGCAGCCUGUGAAUGAGUACCAGUCACUGUCCUCUUCCUUCCCAUUUUCAUGGGCCUCCGGCGAAUUGAUCGAGUACUGUUCUCGCUUGUUUGUCACCGGAGCUUCGUUUGCCCUCUUCGUGGGUCUACCCGUUUCGUGGUUCGGGUCGGUUGGGCCAGAGUCGGAGCCACUGAAACGGGUCUUGGGUGCUGUUUCUAGUGGGCUCUUUGUGGUUACACUUGCUGCUGUGAGGAUGUAUCUGGGUUGGGCUUAUGUGGGCAAUAGAUUACUCAGUGCCACUGUUGAAUAUGAAGAGACAGGGUGGUAUGAUGGUCAGAUAUGGGUGAAGACUGCUGAAGUUUUGGCUCGUGACCGGCUCUUAGGUUCAUUUUCAGUGAAGCCUGUGCUCAGCAGAUUGAAGAAUACACUGGUGGUUCUUGCUACAUCGUUACUUGUAUGUGCGCUCGUCUUUAUCAAUACUGAGGACAGCCAAAAGAACCCUUAUGUAUCAUCAGAAGAAGCUGGUGGUAAGGCUGUACCUGGAGUUUACAACGAAGAGUCUGCCAGAUCCUUUGAGGCCGACGCAUUUUGUGGUGAACCUGGUAUUCCUUAGUUGCUGGCAUGUAGACAACAGCCUUUACCACUCCAUAUAAUGAAGUAUAUAUUAUGGUGUCGAUAAGUAAUUUUUCAGUGGUGUAGUUGGAUCCAAUAUGAUAGUUAUGUACAGUUUUCAUUACUCUUUAUGCAUUGUUAUUGGGUGUCCCCUGUUCUUGUUUUAGGAAAGUGUUGUCUAGUGGUGUAAUGUUGCAACAUGAUUUAGUAAAUGGAUUGAUGUAAAAAUACAAAUAUGAAUAUAUGAGCCUUGACAAUUGUUGAUGUCUCAUCCUCUUACCUUGCUACUCAUUCCCCACACCAAUGAACCUAAAUUCAAC
Ilex paraguariensis (yerba mate) is the source of this 1157-nucleotide messenger RNA. Lineage: Eukaryota; Viridiplantae; Streptophyta; Magnoliopsida; Aquifoliales; Aquifoliaceae. The record is from the annotation of a GenBank genome assembly.